Molecule: messenger RNA, 1587 nt
Organism: Adineta ricciae
Lineage: Eukaryota; Metazoa; Rotifera; Eurotatoria; Adinetida; Adinetidae
Source: the annotation of a GenBank genome assembly
AUGUCUGUCACACGAACGCGACGAGCUGAUCAAUGUUCAUAUUCAACAAUCUCAAUCAUCUUACUGUUAAUCAUCUCCACUCUACUAACACUUUAUGUCUAUCGUAAAGAUUUAACUCCACACAUUCCUGUACCGGUUAUUAUCGAUCCAAAAGCUUUCAUUUCUCUCGAGUCAACAAUUUCAUUAACUUCGAAAGAUUCAUCCACGCCACUAAAUGUUAUCCGUAAUAAUACACUUGAAAAGUAUUCUAGUGACGAGCAUCUUCGCUCACUUCUCGAACAGUAUUCCAAUCCAUUGAAACAGGUUAUCAUAACAAUCAUUGGCGGCGAUAGUUAUUCGUUAUUUGCCUGGGAUUGGUAUGAACGAAUGCAUGAAAUCUCCAAUCAAACCAAAUCUUGUCAUUGUUUUAUAGUGGCCAUGGAUGAAAUAGCUGUGAUAAUAGCUCUCAAAGAAAAUAUACCGGUUUAUUACUCAACAUUUACACUCGAUCAGCAACUUCAAUGGGUCAAUACUCUCGAAGCACGGCAACAUUCUCUUUAUCGUGUUGGUCAUGCGAAGUUUAAUACAGCUGCAAAGAUCGUUCAGUUAGGCUAUUCGGUUGUUCUGAGUGAAAUGGAUGUGUUUUGGAGAGCAAGUCCUUUUGAUCAUUUGAAACAACCUUACGAAAAUUAUGAUUUACAAAUAAGUGAUCAUUUUGGUUCUCAUCCUCGAGUGAACAUCGGCAUAUUUUUCGUUCGAUCAUCAAAUAGAUCCAUCGAAUUCUUUACUUAUGUUGCUGACUUUUGGGUACGGUUUGGUAAAGGUGGUUAUCUAUCUGAUCAACGUGCAUUGGAUGCUCUAUUGAAAAAUUAUGAUCGUCUUGAUCAAACUUAUUUGAAAGCGAUGAAGCCUGUUCCAUCAUUAAACUGGACACCGCAUGUAUUUCACAAUCAUUUUUCGCAUUUGAUGACUGAUGGAAGUGCGUUUGUUUUAUUUGAUCGAGCUGAACAGCUCGGAAUACGUGCGAAAAAGUACUAUGGUAAUUCAACUGAUAAAUAUUUCACAGUGACGAUAUCAAAUACGAAAAUGGAGAUCAGUAAUCGAAACCUUCUCAUGCGUGCUCUACUAAUCUUACAAGCGACACAUUUGAAAAAUCGCACAUUAAUUGUUCCAGCGUUUUCUCACGAUUUAGCCUCGACCUCUCUUCGAUCGCAACUUGACGAAAAGAAAUUUCUCCUCUAUUGGUCUGAUAAACGUAUUCGCCUACCAGUUUUUCUUCUUCAUAACAAAACACGUUCAAUACCUGUCACAACUCUUCCAUUAUCAUUCAAUCGAACGUAUGACGAUGUUAAUGGAAUCUUAGAUCUGACUUUUGACUCGAUUCCGAUGAAUUUACCAGCGCCUUCACCACAAUUCGAAGUUUUUAUUCGAGAUUCUCUUCUGUGGUGUUCACCACCGGCCAAUAAUGGCAAAGGUUGGUGCGUCCAUCAUCCAAGAGACUUUGGCGCAACAAUGGAAAUCUUAUUUGCUUGCCGAGGUGAUCCGUAUCCACCAUGUGCGAAUAAAACAGAAAAAAAUGAGCAGUUUCUCUAUAGACCCUAUGAAUAG